Messenger RNA from Paramacrobiotus metropolitanus, 2119 nucleotides. RefSeq names its product beta-1,4-galactosyltransferase 4-like. Gene Ontology annotation, molecular function: glycosyltransferase activity. Gene Ontology annotation, biological process: carbohydrate metabolic process. The transcript is spliced from 4 exons. NCBI's taxonomy places the organism in Eukaryota, Metazoa, Tardigrada, Eutardigrada, Parachela, Macrobiotidae. The record is from RefSeq and is a predicted model, not a curated record. Bases 482 to 1678 code for a protein of 398 amino acids.
UCGUAAGUUAGCGUGCGAUAACUUGAGCAAAUAAUUAACAGAAAGUCCCUAGUGUCACAGAUUCUUUGGUAUCUCGUCCGAUCCAUCACACCACCGUGUGUAGACUUGUUCGCACUUGUGUGUAGACUGCAGAGAUUGCAGACCUGUCUUUUCUGAAUAAUCAUGUGUUACGGUAUGCGUUUUAUGUUUGCCUGUUGAUCGAAUUUUAUACAGUUUUGUCGGUGCAUGACCGAUUUAAAAUACAUGUCACGAUUUUCCUUUCAAGGAACGCGAAAGGUGAUUUCCGAAAACCGGAUUGAUUGACGCAUGUGAAAGUCUGGUUACCCUUUUAUCAGGGGAGCAUUUACAUUCUGCGUGAAGUCUUGUUGCUCUCUUCCCUCAACAACGAACAUGGCUUACUUAACUCACUAGUCACUGCUAUGAGCGUGCAGUCGAAAAUUUCUUACAUACUCCGGAAUGAUCAUCGCCGAUCGCAAGAAUAAUGGGGACGCGUUGUUUCCGUCAGUGCAGGGUGAAGUGUUGCAUCAACACCCGCUGCCAUGAGAUCCCCACAGGUGCUGAUUCAACGCUGUCGGCAUUCCGCAACACUCGUUGGAAGCUACCUCGUCCCCGCCGCAUCGCUUUUCUCCUCUUCAGUUGCGCCUUCUCCUUUGCCACCCUCCUAUGGAUUUUCGUGUUCAUCGUAUCGGUAAGCAGACACCGACCCCGCAACUGUCCUUCCCCUGCACCCUUUCCCCUGGAAGACAACGAGGAGUAUGUGUGCAAUGCCAGCGGGUAUUACGAUGCCUACCACCAUCGUCCCGUGCGCUGGCGUAUCUUCUACGAUCAGCACGACCCCCUCAAUGGGUCGGAUAUUGUACAGCUGUGCGACAAGGCUCCCGCAACGCUGAUUGGACGACAGCGUGUCAACUUGGCUGUGCGCUCAGAUGCGGAUAUAAUCGCGGACAAUCCGCAGGUGCAACACGGAGGACACUGGAAUCCUGAUCACUGCGUGCAGCGGGGACGGCAUCGGUUGGCCGUGUUGGUUGUCUACCGCAAUCGCACUGAACACUUGCAAGUUUUCCUGAAUCAUCUUCACCCUUUUCUGCAACGGCAGCAAUUGGAUUACAGGAUUUUUAUUGUAGAGCAAGCUGGAGACGAAACGUUUAACCGCGCCAAAUUGUUUAAUGUGGGGUUCCUGGAGGCCAAUAAGAUCCGUGAUUACACCUGCUUUGUCUUCCAUGACGUUGAUAUGAUACCGGAGAACGAUAAAAACUCCUACAACUGUCCGGAAUCCCCGACAUUGUUAUCCACUGCCCUGGAGAAAUUUAAAUACAAGGCCAUGUACGCCAUCUAUUUCGGCGGCGUGGUGUCCUUCACCAGUCAGCAGUUUAGAAGUAUUAACGGAUUUUCUAAUCUGUACUGGGGCUGGGGUGGGGAAGACGACGAUCUGUUUGCGCGUGUUAACGCGAAAAUCGGCGACUGGGACAGAUCACCGGUGGAUGUUGGUCAGUACACUAUGAUCAAACAUGGCAGCGAUACCGGCAAUCCAAAAAACCCCGAGCGCUACGCACUUUUGGAAAGCGCUGCAGAGCGGUUCGAUACGGAUGGGCUGUCCAGUGUGACGUACAUUGUCCGCGCCUUUGAAUCACGACCGCUGUAUACAUGGAUGCUGGUGGAUAUUGGGCAGCCAGCUUGAAAACGGGCAUUUGGGUGAUACUAGGGCGGUGUGCUCAACACAGGCUUCGGAUGUAAAUUUGAACGGUAGAAAUCGGAAUGGAUUGUGUGUGUGUCUGUGCUUGAUGACCAGUAUUCGUGUUAACCACCAGUAUUACGGAAUCCGUUUUGCUUCAUUGCUCACUGACAAUUAUUUAAUUUUUUAAACUCAUGUUUUAAAAGUUUUAUAACUGAUGGCAAAUAUAAGAGAAUGAUACUAAUUGUUUUAUAACUGUACCCCUUUUAUGAGUGAAAUUGAGUUGACGCCAGGCGUGUGAUGGUGUUUCGACUAGCUCAUCAUAGAUGCUAUUCAGAAACAAUCACUUACUAACAUUCCGUGUCGAGUACGACCGUAAUAAAAACAUAAUACGUUUGCUUGGAUAUAAUGCCAAAGUCCACUGACGUUUUCUAAAUUUUAUUUCCC